AAAAAAAAAAGGUGCGCGCGCAGCCGACGCCAUCUUUGAAAUUCAGCAGGUGUAUUCAAUCAGUGUUGAAUCGAACGCGUUUUCUUCCAUGCUGGUGCGGUUAGAGUGCCAUUACACAAAGUGUUUUUCCUGAACAUGGCUAACCGAAAUAUGCAACAAGCGGCCACACAAAGUAACGAUUCGCCUCGACCAGCGAAACACGACACCGACUCCCCGGUCCCGGAGCAGACAGAGACGAACAAAGACAACCAAGCGCCUCCGCAGCAGCAGCAGCAGUCCCCGGCAGCCGAAGAAACGGAAGGAGCCGGGGAGGCAAGCCAAGAAUGCCCUGCAGAAAUGACUCUGGAUAUUACAAGUUUUCGAAAGCCCGGUGAAAAGACGUUUACCCAGCGCUCACGACUUUUUGUUGGGAACCUACCCUUGGAUAUCCCGGAGGAGGAGUUCAAAAACAUGUUUGCGAAAUACGGGAGUAUCAACGAGGUUUUCAUCAACAGAGACCGGGGUUUCGGCUUCAUUCGCUUGGAAACUCGGACACUGGCAGAAAUCGCUAAAGUCGAGCUGGAUGGGACCAUGGUGAAUAAUCGACCAAUCAGGGUCCGCUUUGCUACACACAGUUCUGCUCUCACAGUGCGCAACCUGUUGCCUGCAGUAACAAAUGAGCUCCUGGAGCAGGCGUUUUCUGAGUUUGGACCGGUGGAGCGUGCUGUGGUGGUGACUGACGACCGUGGCCGUCCCACUGGGAGGGGCAUUGUGGAGUUUGCAAACAAAGCAGCUGCACGUAAAGCCCUGGAGCGCUGCACGGAGGGAGCACUGCUGCUGACCACCACACCUUGUCCAGCCAUUGUGGAGCCUUCAGAACAUAUUGAUGAUGAGGAUGGACUUGCUGAAAAACUGCUGCAGAAGAUUCCAAAGUACCAUAAAGAGCGAGAGCAGCCACCACAUUUUGCUCAGCCCGGCACAUUUGAGUUUGAAUACGCAUGUCGCUGGAAAGCUCUUCACGAGAUGGAGAAGCAGCAAAGGGAGCAGGUGGACAAGAACAUUAAAGAGGCCAAAGAGAAACUGCAGGCUGAACUGGAGUCGGCCAAGCAUGAACAUCAACUCAUGUUAAUGAGACAAGGUGGGCACUAUCUAAUGAGACGCCAGGAGGAGCUGAGGAGACUGGAGGAGCUCCGCAACCAGGAGCUGCAGAGACGAAAGCAGAUAGAGAUGAGGCAUGAAGAAGAGAGGAGGAGGAGGGAGGAGGAGAUGAUGAGACACAGAGAACAGGAGGACCUCAGGCGCCACCCAGACGGCUUCAAACCAAACUACCUGGACAAUAGAGAACAGGAAAUGAGAGUGGGUGAGCUGGGCCCUCGUGGACCAAUUAAUAUGGGAGAUGGCUAUAACCAGGUCUCUCCGGGGCCCAGUGGUAACCAGGGUCAAAUGAUGGGCAUGAGUGGAAGGGGUGGAGCCAUUGGCCCAGAGGGAACUACAAAUUUGGGGACACCAUUGAUGUCAGAAAAUGGAGCCAUGCGAAACGAUAGAUGUUCACAGGGUGGAUCAAUGGGGGGUCGACCAGAAGUCGAGUCCCCAAAGCAGCAGCAGCAGCAGCAGCAGCCGCAGCCGCCGCCAUUGGGCCCUCAAGUUGGACCAUCCCCAGGAUUUGGUAGGGGGAAUCCAGUAGCGGGAGUCUUUGAUGGGCCAAAUAACAAGCGCCGCAGAUAUUAACUUCUCUGUAAACACAGAGACACAAUUACACGGGUCUUUAUUGUCGCCCCAGCCUGAGAAUUCUUUUUCUAUUUUAUGUCGACCCAUUUCCGUUCCUGAGGCUUGGAUAUGUUUGCUGAAAAAAAUGGCACAGGUUGUUUUGUCAGUUUUGUACAUAUUUGUUAUUUGAAUUUUUCCUCUAAUGCAGGUUUAUUCUGUGUACAGGACAUUGCUUUGAAUCUCCACUUACCUGCAGUGUUUAUACAUAAAAUUUGUCACAACAUAUUUUGCUCGUAUGUUUUCUGAAAUGAUUUGUGCUUGUUUGUGUGCGGAAGAUUAAGGUUUCAUCGCAUGUCGAGGGAAAGGCCUUUGUGAUUUGACAACUUUGUAGUUGCCUCGGAUACGCUUUAUUAACUUGCUGUUGGGGAUUGAAUUUAAUAAAAGAUUUAGAUUGGAUAGCUUGAACACUGUCAUCUAAAACUGAAAAAGAAGUGCAACACAAAAAAAGUCCUACUGUUGGAAGUGAACACCUUAAUAUCUACAUUUUGUCUCAUGUGCCUCAGUUUGUGGAUAUUGUUGUCCUCCUUUUUAAACAUCCUGUUACUCUACUGUAGCUGUACUUUACUGUUGCUCAGUCAUAUAGUAGGUGAAGGUUUUUACAGCUUCAGUGCAUCAUGUAUUUGAUGGAUAAGAAAAAUAAAAAAACUAAAACUGAGAAA
This is a messenger RNA of Scatophagus argus, 2405 nucleotides long. RefSeq names its product paraspeckle component 1 (gene pspc1). Gene Ontology annotation, molecular function: RNA binding. The coding region runs from base 136 to 1707 and encodes 523 amino acids. Lineage: Eukaryota; Metazoa; Chordata; Actinopteri; Scatophagidae. Gene Ontology annotation, biological process: regulation of DNA-templated transcription. The transcript has 10 exons. The record is from RefSeq and is a predicted model, not a curated record. Gene Ontology annotation, cellular component: nucleus.